Molecule: messenger RNA, 363 nt
Organism: Adineta steineri
Lineage: Eukaryota; Metazoa; Rotifera; Eurotatoria; Adinetida; Adinetidae
Source: the annotation of a GenBank genome assembly
AUGGAUAAUUCAGCCGGUUUAUCAUCAACUGAAGAAGCAACAUUAAAAAGAUUAUCGACUUAUCGUGGUGUUGAAGGUCUUAUAUUAACUAAUGAAGAAGGUCAACUUCACUAUACAUCACUUGAUAAUAAUGUUACAUUUUUAAUUACUCCUAAAUUACUUGCAUUUGCUGAAAUGGCUCGAUCAGCAAUACGUGAUGUAUGUCCAACAGAUAAUUUAAUAUCACUUCGUCUACGAACACAAAGCAAAGAAGUUAUGGUUGUUGCACCUAAAGAAGGUAUACGUAUAAUUGCAAUACAAAAAAUUAAUAUACCAUCACAAACAAUACCAACUGACAAAAAAGAAUAUACCGACAAUUUUUAA